AUGUUCUCCAACCGCAUCCAGCGAGCAUGUGAGAGUAACUCGUUUCUUCUCAACGCACUUGAAGCGCUGAGAAUAAAUGCGUAUCAUAUUGAAGACAAUCCUAAUGGAAUCAUUAAUCUUGGAAUAUCAGAAAACAAACUUAUAUAUGACGUCGUUCGAGAGAAAAUCUCUACCGUAGAUAUGAAACACAUUCCGGAAAAAUAUUCUCACUAUUGCAAUUUUUGUGGCAAUGAUGAAUUUCGUGACAAGUUGGCAAGCAUGUUCAAUCAUUACAUGAAACCCAAGUUAGCAAUCAAACGAGAGAAUGUAUUUGUUUUUAAUGGCAGUGACCCAGCUAUUGAAUGUUUAGGGUCUGCAUUCUGUGACGAGAAUGACGGGUUUUUAACGCCGACGCCGUAUUAUUAUGCUUUCAAGAGCGAUCUUCGUCAAAGAACUGGUGCCGUCAUUUAUCCAAUUCAUCUGCCAAGCAAAAGCGGUGAAAGUGGUUCAUAUAAAAUGACAACACCAGAUUUGGAGAUCGCCUUACAAGAAGCAAAACAAAAAGGAGUGGCCAUCAAAGCCUUGUUGAUAUCAAAUCCAUACAAUCCAUUGGGAACAAUAUUCUCUUUGGCAGAAUUAGAAGAGUAUGCCGAGUUUUGUCUCAAACACAAUAUCCACUUUAUCUGUGAUGAGAUAUAUUAUUUCUCCGUUUACGAUGAAGAAGUAUCAAUAAAGAGUAUCUUAUCCCUGCCAAAUUUCUCCAAAUACAAAGAUAUCAUUCAUGUGGUUUGGGGAUUCAGUAAAGAUUUUGCAUUGUCAGGGUAUCGUUGUGGGAUAGUUAUAACUUACAAUUCUUUCCUUCAGAAUGCAAUCAGCGAAGUGUCUUUAUAUACAGCUUUACCAUCGUGUGCUCAGUACAUACUGGAAGCUUUGAUCUCUGAUUUCGAUUGGAUGGAUAACCUCGCCAAAGUCAAUCAUGAGAGAUUGAAGAAAGCUUUACUUAUCGUCACAAGGACAAUGGAUGACACUGGUGUAAGCUACAUAAAACCUUCAGGCGGUUUGUUUUUAUGGUUAAAUUUUAAAAACCAUCUGAAAUCAGAUUCCGAAGAAGAAGAGAAAAAGUUAUUUGAGUUGUUUAUGCAACAUGGUGUGUAUGUAGCACCUGGAUUUGCAUUUGGUUCAAGAGAACACGGAUGGUUUCGAAUUGUAUUUUCUGUAGGUGAUGAGCAGCUGAAAUUAGCCAUGAAGAGACUAAAAGCUUGUCUUACAGCAUAAAAUGGAUUGAACGAUAAAAUCUUGUAAACCAAUAUUGUUAAUCUCAACAGAGAUUAAUUUUAAAACUGAAUUAUUAUGUGAAGGGCUUCUAACAGCAUUUUGUGUUGCUCUCAAUGAGACGUAUAUUUUCAUUCUUAACCUUUGCGUAAGCAGUUUUUGUUCUAAAUUAGUGCCACAACUCAAUAGUAAUUCAAAAUGUUAAAUUUACUGAUAAUUAUUAAAUAGAAAGGAAGCUAGAGUACUAUGUUCACCAGAUCCUACGACACUGGAAUACUUUUUGAGAUAAAUGAUUAUAUUAUUAUUAUUUUUUAUAUUGGGGCUGUAGGCAUCUAGAUAACUAGCUCUGGUUAAAUAGUAAACGUAGCCAAAUGAAGCCUUAAUGUAGUUAAGUAGCUACCUUUUAUUGCUUUCAUGAAAGUUCAUUUCGCAAA
Hydractinia symbiolongicarpus is the source of this 1685-nucleotide messenger RNA. RefSeq names its product 1-aminocyclopropane-1-carboxylate synthase-like protein 1. The record is from RefSeq and is a predicted model, not a curated record. The transcript has a single exon. Lineage: Eukaryota; Metazoa; Cnidaria; Hydrozoa; Anthoathecata; Hydractiniidae. Gene Ontology annotation, biological process: biosynthetic process; amino acid metabolic process. Gene Ontology annotation, molecular function: transaminase activity; pyridoxal phosphate binding. Bases 1 to 1254 code for a protein of 417 amino acids.